Messenger RNA from Bactrocera dorsalis (oriental fruit fly), 1256 nucleotides. RefSeq names its product ER membrane protein complex subunit 2. NCBI's taxonomy places the organism in Eukaryota, Metazoa, Arthropoda, Insecta, Diptera, Tephritidae. Bases 126 to 971 code for a protein of 281 amino acids. Gene Ontology annotation, molecular function: protein binding. The transcript is spliced from 5 exons. Gene Ontology annotation, cellular component: EMC complex. Gene Ontology annotation, biological process: protein folding in endoplasmic reticulum. The record is from RefSeq and is a predicted model, not a curated record.
UCAGUUUCUGUACGCCAUCUUUCGGUAACAUAGCCUCCUCUUGCGGCAAUGUUCGUGUAAUAAAUCUGACGUUUAAAUAAUAAUUUUUAUUCUGAACAUAAUUGUUCUUGAAUUUCACAUAUACAAUGUCGUAUAAUUUUAAAGAAAUGUGUUGGAAAGAUGUUCGUGACCAAUUUCGGAAGUGGCGUGAGGACAAUGAGCGUCGGAGUGAUGAAGUAAUACAACUAUGGGAAGCACUAUUGGAAAAUCAUGUGCAAAAAACUGGCAAUGAGAGGCAUCUUAUAUUGGAGCAAGUACUAAUUGCAGGAUUCGACACUUCUCGGUUAGAUAUUGCUGGGAAAUGCAUUGAAACAUUAAGCAUAGAAUUUCCUGAAAGUAUGAGGGUUAUGAAGUUUGAGGCUAUGCGCUUAGAAGCUUUGCAGAUGUAUGAAGAGGCAACUGAUUUGUUAGAUGAAAUUAUUUCGAAAGAUGAAACAAACGCUGCUCCCCGUAAGCGCAAAAUAGCUAUUUUAAAAGCAAGGGGAAUGAGAUCAGAAGCAAUUAAAGAUUUAAGUGAAUAUUUGAAAACGUUUAUGUCUGAUCAGGAAGCUUGGCAUGAGUUAUGUGGACUAUAUUUGGCAGAAGGGGACUACUCCAAAGCGGUUUUCUGUAUGGAAGAACUUUUACUACAUAAUCCACACAGUCAUCUAAUUCAUCAGCGAAUUGCAGAAAUCCGUUAUACAAUGGGUGGAAUGGAGAAUGUGGAAAUCGCUCGAAUAUACUAUUCCCAAGCCUUGAAAUUGAAUCCAAAUAAUUUGCGUGCAUUAUAUGGUUUAUAUUUGGUAUGUAUAUGCUUGCUAUGUUUUUCAGUGUUGCAGUUACAUUACCAAUUCUCGCGCCUUGGGGUCGAAGCGCAAAGAGGCCCAAAAAAUGGCGCAAUGGGCGUUGGAGACUGCAGGCGUGCGAACAAUUUCGUCAUCGAAAAUUCCUAGCAACGAUAAAUUAGUUUCAAGUCUAGAAUGUGCAUUGGGUAGCUUAGAUAUAAAAUCUAAUUGACAUUAUCCUAAACCAUUGUUGUAAAAUGUAUAAUAGAUUAUAUUAAUGGUCAUCCUAUUUGAUUUCUCUUCUAAUACUAUAAAAAAAAUAAGUUAAAAUUUUGGUGCGUUCACUAUGCUUAAAGAUAACACAUAAUCAUAACCAAUUUAUGUAUUUGGUGAUUAACGUUCUGAGACUGGGUUCACGGUCUAUUAUUAAAAUUUAAUUCUAUACUCCCCCAA